GUCCCAGGAGCCGUACAUGCUGCCCCCGGAUGCCACCGAGCACUUCGAUGGCUUAUCCCUGCUGUACUGGACCAUCAUGGGUCCCCAUGGCAUCAACAGAGCAGUGGAGAGAUAUGACUUCUCAGACUGCCGGAGAGGCCUGGGGGUGAAGAUCAUUGGUGGUUAUCGGCCAGAGACGGGGGAGGAGUUUGGAAUCUUCAUCAAGAGGGUUCUACCAGGGGGCGUGGCUUCCCAUGACGGGCGGCUGCAUUCUGGCGAUCUGAUUUUGGACGUCAACAACACAAGCUUAGCCGGCGUCACCAAUGACAGGGCAGUGGAGAUUAUCCGUCGUGCCUCAGCAACAAAUCACAUGUCUUUGCUCAUCGCCCGGGACGACGACUCCAAGAAGGAGUUUCGAGAGCUGUUGCAGAAGUACGGCUCCAGCAGCAGCAGAUGUGGACGAGCUUCACCCCCCGCCAUCACUGCAGGUAGACUAACCGAUACGGGUUCGUCGUCCUCCUCCUCCGCCUCCACCUCUCCUCUGCUGCUGAGCCCCGCCCAGAACAACAACACGUCGUCUUCAUCUUCAUCCUCAUCGCAGACCCAACAGCACACCACCGCACAGAAUAACACCAUCUGCCAUGCACACAACACCUGCAACGCCAACAACAGUGACUGCGUUAUCCAGCUGAUAUGUGUCUCCAAGGGAACAGGCCUUGGACUCAUGAUCAAGGGCGGGACUAACAGAUCUGAAGGACCAAUGGUGUACAUACAUGAAGUCUUGGCAGGGGCAGACUGCCAUAAGGAUGGGCGUCUGAGGUCAGGUGACCAGCUGGUGUCCAUCAAUAAGGAGUCGUGUAUCGGCGUCACCCACGAGGAGGCUCAGAGCAUCAUAGUACGCGCCAAACUCAGGCCGGACCCCACAGUUGAGAUCGCCUUCAUCCGUCGUCGCGGCUGCUCUUCCGCUUCCAGCAGCACUAGCACUAGUAUUAGCGACCGCCAGAGUCCCCAGCACACCCAGUCCACCCCCCCUCCCCACACCCCCAGGAGCACCCAGGGAGGGGCAACACACUCCCCCUCCCACACCCCCCCUCAGACCCGGAGCCCCCAAGUCCAGACACGAUGCCCCCACCCACACCCACACACUCACUCCCACGCCCACACCCACAGCCAGACUACGGACACCCCUCCUCCCGGACACCCCCCUCCGCCCUACUCUGCCCCCUCCCCGUCCCCCUCCCCUACACACAAGCUCAGCGCGGCCGCGUCGGCUGGCAGCAAGGCGCUACCCGCACUGACACUCAGCCAGCAACAGGUUUCUGACGUGUGUAUGAAGGGAGAAGAGAGUGUCUGCUGCUCGGCAACCGGCUGUGGUGCUGCCUCCAGUGUGCAGCUAUCAACCAAUGAGAACGCUUGUUAUCCGAGCCCAAAUUCUAGCCCCUCCCACAACCAGGGCAAACCACUCCCACUGGAUAAACUUGAACAGGCUAUGGAGGGACUGGGUUUGAGGCCUUCUGAGGUGCAGAAACAGAACUUACGAGACCGACUCAGAGCAAGCCAGGCAGGAGGAGUCGCACACGGAGAUUUUCAGCCCAUCACCCAGGAGUUGUUCAGGGGUCCGUUAGAGUCAGAAGACAUGAUCUCAGAAGCCUCCUCUCACCGACAGGGCUCCACGUCGGACUCUGAUGACCUCGAUGAGAUGGAGAGACUGAGGAAGGAUCACAUAGAAGCACUAAGAGAAAUCAAGCGCCUACAGGAUAAAGUGUUUGAAUCGGACAGCAAACACCGCCACCUGCUGGAGGAACUGACAAAGUCCAGACAGGCGGUAAGGGGUGUGGAGAUGGACUAUGAGGAGGUGAUCCAUCUGCUGGAGGCCGAAAUCGUGGAAAUGAAGACACAACGCAGCGAUGCCACCGGACCCAAGGAGUCCCAGAACCUGAGGAAGAAGGUGGCCGUGCUGGAAUGCCAACUGCGGAAAACUGAAGCGGCUCGCAAAGGCUUCGAAUCCUCCACUCGCAAGCUGCUCACCUACAUCGAGGCUGUUCAAGAGUUCUUGGAUGAGAAUCCCUCCAUUGGAAGCCCCAAGCCUGAGCCACAUGUGCGUUUCGGCUCCCCCCUGGCGGUCCACGCCGGGUCCCCUGCUGCGUCCGGAGGGGGCGGGUCCAGUUCCCCGCGGCGACGCCAGCCGGCCCCCGCCAACACGGUCGCCUCGCGCACCGCCGCCAUGCUGGCCACCGAGGGACGCGAGGUCACACGCGCCGUCAAGGCCAUCAUCGAGGCCGACUCCACCUGUCUCAGGCGACGUCCUGGACCCACCCGGUGUCCAGUUCUCUGGGGCUGUGUGACGCACGUGACGCCCGCGACGCGACCGCCAUCGCCGCCGGUGACACCACUGAGCAGGCCGCCAUCACCCUGA
Engraulis encrasicolus (European anchovy) is the source of this 2395-nucleotide messenger RNA. It is a transcript of the gene stxbp4, whose product is annotated as syntaxin binding protein 4. Gene Ontology annotation, molecular function: syntaxin binding. Gene Ontology annotation, cellular component: cytoplasmic vesicle. Bases 17 to 2395 code for a protein of 792 amino acids. The record is from RefSeq and is a predicted model, not a curated record. Gene Ontology annotation, biological process: insulin receptor signaling pathway; regulation of insulin secretion involved in cellular response to glucose stimulus. Lineage: Eukaryota; Metazoa; Chordata; Actinopteri; Clupeiformes; Engraulidae. The transcript is spliced from 21 exons.